UCCCGUCUAUUGUGCUGGCUGCCAGAAGUCGUGAGACUCAUGGCUAUUGCGUUCUCGUAUUUCCUGUUAUAUGGUGAUAUUUUCGCCAUGUAUUGCAUCUAAAUCCAGCUGCUGCAGGUGCCACUCAGAAGCAGCUGUGUGGAGCUGGAGGAGAGAGGGAUGCUGAGAGUCCCUGCCCCUGGUGAAGCAGCGCCCUGUCGGCUCGCAAACACCCGAUAUCUGUUGAUCAAUUAAACUACCAUCAUGUAAAACGGAGGCUCGGCUACAUGUGGAUCACGCGGGUAAGUCACAAACGCGUCUUAUAACUUGUGAUGUGGAGUAAACGUAGUGGGGAGCUGCAGCGUGAACAUGCUACCGGUUAGCAUGCUAGCUGCUCCUGCUAGCUGUGGAUGGCUGAAUGAGUGGAGACAAAAUGUGAUAUCAGAGAAAAGUGUCGCUUCAACACAGAAAAUGGAUUCGUGGAAACAGAAUCGGAUGCGGUUGUUUGAGAGUGCACGAGUUUAAAAGGCAGCUGUUGCUUAUUUGCUUGUAUUUCUGGGGGUUCAAAGGGGUUUGACGAGGAAAAGCUCAGGUGUGUGCAGGUGAUGUCUGUCUGAUGGAGAGGUGACGGGACCGGGGUGUGCGCGGCAGCGUGCUCGGGGAAGCUGGGGCUGACAUGGCCACCCCGAAACCAUGUUACAGAAAACAGCUUGGACCCACCCACUAUUAGAUAGACGAGACCCCAACCAUGACUGCUGCUGCUGCUGCUGCUGCUGCUGCUGCUCCAGUGCAGACGGGAAUCGCAAGACAUUCCCAAACCAGAGUGAAGACCUCAAUUUAAGAAUUGAGUAUAUCACAUCGACAUGUCAAAGUUUCUAAGUAACUGCUAAUAAAGCUGAUCUUUCAUUUCUGUAUGGAAAAACAAGCGUAUACAGGGCUUUGUAGCGCAUGUAAAAGCACUCGGGAAUAAGUUAUUGUCAGUAGUAAUAGUAGUAUUUAAGUAUGUUAAGUUCCAGAAAAACAUUUGAUGUUGAUUUACUGUAUUUAUCUUUUGAACUAGUAAACAGAUGAAGACAUGCAGCCUUCACUCUGCUCCACUGGAGCAGUUGCUUCAGACGCCCUACUAAACCAACAAGACGUCUCUGUAUUUGCUCAGCGAAGGCGACGUGUCUUGUUGUCUUAAGCUCCGGUUAACAUCUCAUCCAGUUUUAUUGAGCCGCAGGAAAUGUGGGCACGUCCAUGUGAACUGUCUCACCUCCUUGCACAAACGUCACAGCCGAGGAUGAGACGUCCCCCCUCACCCCACCGAGCCAGCUAACUGUAGUUCUAUUAUAGUGCAAGCAAAGGCGAAUUGUUUUUCUCCCACAAAGCAGUUCCCAGUGAAAGCCUUCAGAUGCCAUCUUUCUCCGCUAAAAAAAGAUGAUUGUGGUUUGUGCCCUCCUUAGCCUGUUCGGUUGGGUCACGCUUUACUUUGUCCUUUGUAAUGUGAACGGGCAACGGAGCUUCGAGUGGAACUGCCGCCUGGUCACACUGCUACAUGGCAUCUUGGCAGUCUCCGUCACCGCAUACAUUGGCUAUGUGGACGGCCCCUGGCCUUUCACCUAUCCAGGCACCAAGAACACUCCCCUCCAGAUAAGUGCAAUGGUGCUGAGCCUGGGCUACUUUAUUUUCGACAUGGCUUGGUGCGUCUACUUCCGCACCGAGGGGCCCGUCAUGCUGGCCCACCACACCAUGAGCAUCUUGGGAAUCCUGCUCACCCUCUGGCUGGGCGAGUCUGGCAUCGAGUCCUGUGCCGUGCUGUUUGGCAGUGAAGUGACCAACCCGCUGCUGCAGGCUCGCUGGUUCCUCAAACAGACGGGGCGCUACAGAACUCUGCUCGGGGACGUUGUGGACGUCCUCUUCGUGCUGCUGUUUGUAGUGAUGCGGAUUUUCGUGGGAGGCACAAUGCUGUACUGUGAACUCAUCUCCCCCAGACCGAGAUUCUUUAUCAAGUGUGGGGGAGUGGCCAUGUACGCGCUGUCUUGGGUGUUCAUGGUGGACAUUGUUAGGUUCGCAGUGAGAAAGAGCAAGAGUUGGCACAAGCAGCAGACGCUUUCCAAUAGCCAUGAAGGGGAAAAGAUUGACUAGACCCAGUGGGUCUUCCACGGAUUUGCUCAUUAAUUGACUACAUAUAUCAUGCUAUACUCUUUAAUUGUUAGGGAUGACAUCAUAGGAUGUGGGUGGAAACUGAAGACAUGAAACAGACCUCAGCUUCGUUACAUUUCUGAACUUCAAAAUGUGGCAGUAACUGCUAGUGUCCUGCUCGCCAGCAGGGGGCGACAACGCACAACAUUUCCACUGUGGAACACUAUAAAUUCAAAUUGUUUUUGCCUGCUGUUUUUUGGACUACUUGUUUUGAGCUUUUCUUUUAUAUACAAAAUUGAUAAUGCAGUUUCUGAGUUAUUUUAAAUAUUUGGCCCAUUUUGAUGGUCAAACAAGUCAGCAUGUCUACUUCCAAUACUAGUUGUUUUGGGAAUGGCUCCAGUCCUCAGUGACCGAGGAGUACAGGAUGAAGCAGAAGGGUCUGAGGGAUGGGCACAUUUCACAGGUCCCGCUUCUUUUCUAACACAUGUUUGAGGGAAGGAAAACGUGUCUGAAAUGUGUUCGCUUGUUAUUAAUAUGUAUAUUGUAAUAGUAUGAAUAUUACAGAUGUUUUUUUUAACGUGCACUCAGGGAAAUUGUGAAAAAAAAAUAAUUCGCCAACAUUACUAUUUUUAAUGCCAUCGAAUGUAAACUAAGAUCGCAGCAGUGUGAUUUCAUUUGAUGUGUAAUUUCAGAUAACCAGUUGUUGCAAAGGCAGUUUUAAAUAAAGUUUUAUUGGCAUAUGAGUUUAUUUUCAGCUUGUGCUUGGAUGUGCAAUAAAACCUUGACACAGGAUUCAUAUGGGUUUCCUUUACAGUAAAUAUAUAUUUAUAUUCUGCUAUUUCACCUCCACUUUUGAGUCUCUAACUGGCAUUGUAUUUUAAUUUUAUUUAAGCAGUACAUUGACCUGAUCAUUUGGAAAUGGAUCACUGAAAAAGCUUGGCUCCUUUGCAUUUUACUGUCUCUUCAGCUGUCUCACACAUAUAUUUUCGCUUUCCUUAUUUCCCAUUCAAAAAGUGCGUUGAAUUGUGAACAAGUCUGUCCAACAACUGUUUUCACAGCUGCAUGAGACUGAAUCACCAACA
Molecule: messenger RNA, 3185 nt
Organism: Synchiropus splendidus (mandarinfish)
Lineage: Eukaryota; Metazoa; Chordata; Actinopteri; Syngnathiformes; Callionymidae
Gene: tlcd5a
Product: TLC domain containing 5a
Exons: 3
Coding region: 1399-2106 (235 amino acids)
Cellular component (GO): membrane
Source: RefSeq, a predicted model, not a curated record